Molecule: messenger RNA, 1176 nt
Organism: Hippocampus comes (tiger tail seahorse)
Lineage: Eukaryota; Metazoa; Chordata; Actinopteri; Syngnathiformes; Syngnathidae
Product: natterin-3-like
Exons: 2
Coding region: 1-1176 (391 amino acids)
Source: RefSeq, a predicted model, not a curated record
AUGGCCAAGCUGUGGAUUCCUCUUGUGCUGUUGGCUCUGUUGCAGCGGACCCGCGCCGGCCCCAACGACUGCGAUCAACAGCCAAGUUCAGUGCCGCCUCCCGUUCUCGAUGCGAGUCUGGGGAACCGGCGUCCGGAACACGUGCCCAGGAAAAGUGCUCCGAGGCCACCGUCACACUUCUUUCGAAAAGCGCAAGGCGACCCGCCGGCAGACUUUGGCAAAACAAGCCUGGAAUGGAAGCGGUGGGGCGGCUCCCUCCCAGACGGCGCCGUGUCCAUCCACAACUCGUAUUUCAACCGCGUGGAUUACAUCUGCAAAGUGGGCUGCCACUCGGGCUACUACGACUCCACGCUCGACAUCGCCGCCUGCGCCUUCACCUCCGACGGGUCGGGCUACAGCUCCACGCAGUUUGAGGUCCUGGUCAACAAAGAUGACUUUGAGAUUCUGGAGUGGAAAGAGGGCUACGGCGGUUCAGUGACACACAAUUCGGUAAAGAUCUGCGCCAACAACGACAUUUACAUCGGUAAGAAUAAGUACGGACUGGGGGAAGUCAAGGUUAGCGAAAAGGUGUUCAAUCUUCCCUGGGGCGGAAGCCGUUAUUGGUACAGCAGUUACAUGGUCCUGGAGACCAUGAGAGACGUCAAGAGAGAGCACUUGAUGGACGUCCAGUACAAGAUGGCGGCUGCCAAAUCCAUUGAGAAUCCCCCCGAGGUCUUGAACAGGAACAGCAUUUCAAACGGGCAGUGUGAGUCCGCCACGCAUGUGGUCACCCUCUCGAAGAGCGUCACGUCAACUCAAAAGUGGGAGAUCAAUUUCGCCCUCACGGUGGGAGUCGGUACCACCAUCGAGACGGGAAUCCCCUUCAUCGCCCAAGGGAAGAUCGACCUCAGGGCCUCCUUCACCUACAGGUUGAACAAAGAGGACACCCGCUCGGAGACCACCACCCACUCUCUGACGCUGGAGACGACGGUGCCCGCCAGUCACUCGUGCGUCAUCAAAAUGGAGGGCAAGAAGUACAGCUUGGACGUCCCGUACACGGCGCGCCUCAAGCGCACCUACCGCAACGGGGAGACCACGUGGACCACCGUCACCGGGACCUUCAAGGGCGUCCAGAUCUCGGAGGUUCAAGCUGAUAUGGAACGCUGCCGACGUCUGCCAAACGUUAGGCCUUGUUAA